Messenger RNA from Setaria italica (foxtail millet), 2310 nucleotides. RefSeq lists its product as uncharacterized. Bases 73 to 2139 code for a protein of 688 amino acids. NCBI's taxonomy places the organism in Eukaryota, Viridiplantae, Streptophyta, Magnoliopsida, Poales, Poaceae. Gene Ontology annotation, cellular component: intracellular membrane-bounded organelle. The transcript has 5 exons. Gene Ontology annotation, molecular function: phosphatidylinositol phosphate binding. The record is from RefSeq and is a predicted model, not a curated record.
AGGUAGCGAAACGACAUCGCCAAUCCCUAGCGGAAACACAGCUACGGCGGGCGGACCGGGAUCCAGUGCGGCAUGAAGCCACCCCGGCGAUCCGCCGGCGGCGCCGCAUCCGAGGCCUCCUCGGCGGCCGGAUCGGACGCCGAGGACGACAGGUACUGCAGCGCCAACUCCGCCCUCGGCACGCCCAGCUCCUAUGCCACCAUUCUCCCCUCCUCCGACUUCUGGGACCACCAGAUGGACCUCCUCCUCGAUGACCAUCCCGCUGUCUCCGGAUUCCCCAAGAAUCACCAGCUCAGCCGCCUCCAGGCGCUGGCGCCGGCGCAGUCGCGGCCGGAAAUCGGUCCUCCUCCUCCGGCGGCCGCCGGAGGCGGCGCCCUCGCGCAGCAGGGGUCCAGUCCUGGUUCGCCGGCUGCUCCUCCGCGCCCGGAUCACAACCAGGUGGGCAUAUUUGAUGACAAUGAUUUAUUCGAUGAUAUGGUCCAAGAGAUGGAACAGAUUCUGCUCAAUUCAGGGGAGCCACAUGAAAAUGGAUCCUUUACAGAUAAUCGCAGGAGCAAUGCUCGCCAGGCUCACCAUUUCAGAGAUGGCAGCACUACUGCCUCUACUUCUGGUACAGAUGAUGCCUAUGUAUACCCUCUUCCUCAGUAUCCUUCAAGAAUUGAUUGGGUGGAGGUUGUGGGAGCAAAGCAAAGAACUGGUGAUGUUUCUUUCGGUGAGCGGAUGGUUGGUGUCAAAGAAUACACUGUUUAUUUGUUAAAAGUGAGGAGUGGUGAAGAUGAAUGGGAAAUUGAGCGAAGGUACCGUGAAUUUUAUGCACUUUAUCGACAACUUAAGGACUUCUUUUAUGAGAGAGGUUUGAGUCUUCCCCCUACAUGGGAAAGUGUUGAAAAAGAGUCAAGUAAAAUAUUUGGGAAUGCAUCCCCGGAUGUCGUCAGGGAGAGAAGUGGUCUAAUUCAAGACUGCUUGCGUUCUUUGCUAGUUUCGAGUUAUCCAUUUGGAAUUCCGACCCCUCUGGUUAAUUUUUUGUCACCAGGGAGGCCUGGUUAUGAAUAUAGUUUUUUGAAAACUCUCAUUCCACGAUCUUUGCAAAAGCGAAGCAGUGAUUUAAAUUCCAAAGAUUCAGAAUGCAAUGAAGGUGCCCAUGAUGAUUCUACCUCAAUGGGCAAGACCAUAUCACUUAUUGUGGAGGAUAGGCCACGGAAGUCGACCAGACAGUUGUUAGAGUUACAGCACUACAACUGUGCAGGAUGCCAUAGGCAUUUGGAUGCUGGACGAACAUUGCUGCAAGAACUGGCGCAAACUAUUGGAUGGAACAAACCUCGAUUUUGUUCUUACACUGGCCAAUUGUUUUGUGCUUCUUGUCACACAAAUGACACUGCAGUUCUGCCAGCAAGAGUUUUGCACCACUGGGAUUUUUCACUAUAUCCAAUUUCACAGUUAGCAAAAGCAUAUUUAGACUCCAUCUAUGACCAGCCUAUGCUCUGUGUAAGUGCUGUCAAUCCUUUCCUGUUCUCUAAAGUGCCAGCUCUGCUCAAUAUCAUGAGUGUCCGGAAGAAAAUAGCAGCUAUGCUUCCUUGCGUCCAAUGUCCUUUCCGGAACUCCAUACUUAAAGGACUAGGAGUUCGAAGAUACCUUCUUGAUGGGAAUGACUUCUUUGCACUUCGUGACCUUGUUGAUCUCUCAAAAGGGGCUUUUGCAGCACUUCCAGUUAAGGUGCAGACCAUAUCGAACAGGAUACUUGUGCACAUCACUGAGCAAUGUCUUGUGUGCUAUGACGCUGGUGUACCUUGUGCUGCUCGACAAGCUUGUGAUGACCCCCUUUCCCUUAUAUUCCCAUUUCAGGAGGAUGAAGCUACAAAGUGUGGUUUGUGUGGGUCAAUCUUCCACAAGCAAUGCUUUAGGAAGAUUAGUGUGUGCCCUUGUGGUAAGGCAUCCAACGCAGGCAGGAAGGUGGUGGCACUUGAGCAAGCUGGUGGCACGGGCAUGCCAUCAACAGAGUCUGUCCAACCUCCACCAUUCUCUUCAUCCUCUGGGUUUUUCUCCGAUAUUCUCUCGAAAGCAAGGCCGGAUAAACUUUGGAGACCAAAAAAUAGCAGUCCUGUAAUCCUUAUGGGUUCGCUGCCAGAUACGUCUAUAUGAGCUCAGUUGUAUGUGUUUAUGUUCCAUUGAUUAUCGUGAUUUUGCCCCCAAAUACAUUCAUACCGUGCAUUAGAGGAGGUUCUCCCCAAUUGUUCUGAAUGUAAUGUAAUGCAGCGUGAACCUUGGAUUAAUACUAUGAAGGUGGUACAAGGUCCCAUAGUUAUACAUAAA